Messenger RNA from Magnolia sinica, 1253 nucleotides. RefSeq lists its product as uncharacterized. Bases 40 to 1098 code for a protein of 352 amino acids. The transcript has 2 exons. The record is from RefSeq and is a predicted model, not a curated record. Lineage: Eukaryota; Viridiplantae; Streptophyta; Magnoliopsida; Magnoliales; Magnoliaceae.
GAGGCUACUGUAGAGUUACCCACUGAGGCCAUUCCAGUAAUGGAUGAGUUACGUGAUGUCUUUCCCGAUGAUCUACCGGAUGAGUCUCCUCCUAGGAGGGAUAUAGAGCACAACAGAACAUGGGGCACCGUAAUACCUACAACCAAGUUUGCGUUUAAUAGUUCUAUCGAUAGGUCCACAAGUCUCAGUCCUUAUGAAGUCGAUACUGUUUAUAAACCUGGGAAACCUAUUGAUCUUGUCCCUAUGUCACUGUCCCAUAGGGCGUCAGGGCCUGCAGAGUCUUUUGCGCUUCACAUUCAUUCAUGGCAUCAAGAAAUCAGGCAGAAGAUUACUACUAGUAAUGAACAUUACAAAUUUUCUGCAAACCAGCAUAAACGUUUCAAAGAAUUCAAUGUUGGGGACUCUGUAAUGGUCCGCAUCAGGCCCGAGCGGUACCCUCCGUGGGCCAUUCGUAAGUUACACGCGCGUAACGCUGGACCCUUCAAAAUUAUAAAACGAAACAGUCUCAAUGUGUAUGAGGUAGAUCUUUCACCUUCCAUGGGAAUUACUUCUACAUUCGAUGUAGAUGAUUUACUUACUUUUCAGGGGACCACUGAUACUUUGAUCGGCCAUUCGCCCACCCAUCCUGAUUUUCUAGAUUUAUCCCUUGAUCCAUGGCCCCCUCUCGACCCAUUUUCUCAGCCUCUACCUCCCAUACAUACCCUUCCCGACCCAUUUUCCCAGCCUCUACGUCCCAUACCUACCCGUCCCGACCUAUUUUCCCAGCCUCUACCUCCCAUACCUAACCUUCACACACCCAGAGAGGAAAUAGAGGAUAUCCUGGACCAUCAGAUAGUUUCAACGUCAAACGGCAGGUUUCAGAAGCACCUGGUUAAAUGGAAGUUACGUCCAGCUUCAAACAGCAUGUGGCUCACUGAGGAGGAGCUUCAGAUACUUGAUCCUGACAUCCUGGAGCGGUUCAGGAGUUUUAUUUCGCCAGUGGCGAAAUCUUCGCAGCCGGGGAGAAUUGAUGAGGACAUCACGCGCACACAUGCACGCACGAUGCCCCUUAUGCACAUACGCCAGAAGGAGGACCCCAUCGUCGAUCUGGAUCGAUGACGACGUCCAGGGAGGGCCUCCUAGUUAGGAGACGAAGUUUUGAUUCAAAAAAGUAAGCCCGACAGUCAAGAAAAGCCCACCAUGCGAUCUUAUGAUUGUGACCCACUAGUCGGAUUGAUUUCAUAUUUUAGGUUUUGCUUAUUGUUAUUAUUUAG